Argentina anserina (silverweed cinquefoil) is the source of this 703-nucleotide messenger RNA. RefSeq lists its product as uncharacterized. The record is from RefSeq and is a predicted model, not a curated record. Lineage: Eukaryota; Viridiplantae; Streptophyta; Magnoliopsida; Rosales; Rosaceae. Bases 59 to 631 code for a protein of 190 amino acids. The transcript is spliced from 4 exons.
CUCUCUCUCUCUCUCUCUCUCUCGUGAGAAAGAAGGAGGAGAGGUUGGUAUCGAAGGAAUGUCGCGCCUUCCCAAGCAAGUUGUUCAUGAAGGUUUCGACUCAAAGGCAUUUUUGGGACUGACAGAGCAGCAACUCCACCACGACAACCGACUUCAUUACCAUGAUCAACUGAAUCCAAAAUUUUACAGUCCAAAAUCACCGUAUUCACCACAUUAUAUGAGCAGACCGAACGGUGUCAACAACUGGGUAUCUGGAGGACAUGGAAUGCAAGCUGUUUUCCUAGAUUCUUCGUCCCGUAAGUCAAGCGGUGGCACCGGCGUUUUUCUGCCGCAAACAGCUGACACCAACUUCCACUCGAAGAAGAAACCAGCUUGUGCUCCGGUUUUGUUGCCUGACCGUGUGAUUCAAGCUCUCAACCUGAAUGUUCAUGCCCUUGGCCUGCACAUUUCGCCUAAAGAUAGCCAUCGAAAACGUUUUAGAUCCAGUCACAAAGACGACACUCAAGACUGUAUGCCACCUCGAGAUAAAACCAGUGGGAGCAAGAUUAUGGAUGAACAAUGCUACAUUAUUUCUGAUAAUCAUAACGACUCCUCGCCGGAGUUAUGUCUUCCGAAGGAAUGGACUUAUUAAUUAGAUGUACUAAAUGACGAGUGGAUCGGAUAUUAACUAUUAAGUACGUACGUACAAUCUCAUUUAUACAUA